UUGACAUGGGCUGCUGAACUCGUCGUCUGGCCCAAUAGUCCUCACCAAGUCGGCCACGAGUGCAGCUUCUACGAAGACUUCGCUUUACGAGGCAUCCGAGUCGACCGGGUGACCCCGGCCUCGUUUCUUGUACCUUCACCGUGCCUCCUGGCCUCACUGAGUGGGAAGCUAGCCACCAGAGCGAUUGCCAACCUGGUCGAUGAGGUGGGAGGCGCCGUGGUUCAGAAAGGCGGCUACGCUGGAACGGUUGUGCUGGUGAAGAACAAGCAGACUGGGGAGUUGAUCGCCGAGGGCCGCCAUUCCUUGUUCGGCAAACUUCCUAGCGAGAUGUGA
Linum tenue is the source of this 333-nucleotide messenger RNA. Lineage: Eukaryota; Viridiplantae; Streptophyta; Magnoliopsida; Malpighiales; Linaceae. The record is from the annotation of a GenBank genome assembly.